This is a messenger RNA of Didymella exigua CBS 183.55, 2829 nucleotides long. Its product is annotated as glycoside hydrolase family 31 protein. Gene Ontology annotation, biological process: carbohydrate metabolic process. The transcript has 3 exons. Bases 412 to 2724 code for a protein of 770 amino acids. Gene Ontology annotation, molecular function: hydrolase activity, hydrolyzing O-glycosyl compounds; carbohydrate binding. Lineage: Eukaryota; Fungi; Ascomycota; Dothideomycetes; Pleosporales; Didymellaceae. The record is from RefSeq and is a predicted model, not a curated record.
UUCAGAGUCUGUUGUUGGCUCAAGGUCACGGGUUUCGCUCAUAUGCGGGUAUGGUGAUCUUGUUCAUAUAUCGCCAACGCUAAUAGGACGUCGACGUGGAAUGCAGCAUUAGUUUCCCUUCAGGGGUGUUAUAGGAGAUGCACCGCACGGCUGCUUGUUUGGGUAGGUCAUCCUGCCCCGCUCCCGUGAGGGGGUUCGGACAAGCACCCACCAAAUCUUCCAUCCACACGCCAUCAGGCUCGAGAACGGGGACGGCUCGCCGGUCCGAGGGCGCCACUUUCCGCUUCGGGACAGGAUGGCAGGUCGUGUUAAAAGAUGGUGGCAUGCGAACUACCAUGGCAGUAUCUUUUCUUAUACCUCAGACGUCAUUGAGGCCCUUUUCUAACAGCACUACGGCUUGUAGCUAGCAAGAUGAAAUUCCGCGAUGGCAUGUGGUUGGUCAACGACCAAUUCACGGUUCAGCAUGCGGAAGAGAUAUACUCCGUUACGCCACGCGAAGACAAGCAAGCAGUAAUUCUUUUGGCUCCCACGAAAAAGAUCUUCUCGAGAGGUGAUACCCUUAAUCUCGCAACCCUCUCCGUGGAGUUGGAGGCACAGUUCGAUGGUGUGAUAUCUCUUGAAGUCACUCAUCAUUCAGGUGCCAGGCGACUUGGUCCGAACUUCGACUUGUUCCCGGAUGGACGACCACCGUCACUUGGCAAGAUCAAGGAAAGCGUAGAUAGGAAAGGGAUCACAAUCACCUCGGGUUCGCUGAGCGCUACCGUUAGUGGCAAUGACCACACUUUCGACAUCAAAUUCCAUGCCACUGACGGCUCGAAAUACCUCACUGCCUUACUGGGCCGCAGUGUUGGUCUCGCCUACACGCCUGCUUUGAGCACGCCAAAGCAAGUUGAGGACCUAAGCGCGCACAAACACUAUGUCUUCACGCAGACAGAGCUGAGUGUUGGCGAGUCUAUUCAUGGCCUGGGUGAAAGGUUCGGUGCUUGGAACAAGAUCGGCCAGAAUGUCGAGGUAUGGAAUGAGGAUGGUGGAACUUCCAGCGAACAGGCCUACAAGAACAUCUCAUUCUGGCUGAGCUCAAGAGGCUAUGGUGUUUUUAUUGACACGCCGGAUAAGAUCGAUCUGGAGAUUGGAAGUGAGCGAUGUUCGAGACUGCAAACAACGGUUGAGGGACAGAGACUGAAGUGGUAUCUUAUCCACGGACCAACCCCAAAGGAGGUGUUGACCAAGUAUUCAAUCAUAACGGGCAAGGCAAAUCGCGUCCCAGCAUGGUCAUAUGGCCUUUGGCUCAGCACUUCCUUCACUACUUCAUACGAUGAGAAGACUGUCAAUCACUUCGUUUCGCGCAUGUCGGAGUCUAAGAUCCCAGUUGAGGUGUUCCACUUUGACUGUUUCUGGCUCCGCGCUUUCCAUUGGUGCGACUUCGUGUGGGAUCCGGAGUUCUUCCCUGAUGCCAAAGGUCAGAUUCAACGCGGAAAGGAGGCCGGACUGUUCAACAAAGUCUCGGUAUGGACAAACCCUUACGUUGGCCAAGCGAGUCCCGUCUUCCAGUACGCCGCCGAGAAGGGGUAUUUGCUCAAGAAGACCAACGGCGAUGUCUGGCAGUGGGACUUAUGGCAGACCGGCAUGGGCGUUGUGGACUUCACGAACCCAGAAGCAUGCGAAUGGUUCGGUGGCUGUAUGGACAAAUUAUUCGAGAUGGGUGUUGAUUCGAUCAAGACCGACUUUGGCGAACGCAUUCCUACCAAAAACGUUCAGUGGCACGAUAAAAGCGUCGACCCCAGCCGUAUGCACAACUACUAUGCCUUCGCCUACAACAAGCUUGUAUACGAAGCGGUGCAGAGAAAGUUCGGCAAGAACGAAGCCAUCUUGUUUGCACGGACCGCAUGCGCUGGCUCACAACGCUUCCCGUUGCAGUGGGGCGGUGACUGCGAGUCCACACCCGCUGCACUUGCCGAGUCAGUGCGAGGAGGUCUCAGCCUCGGUCUGGCAUCGUUUGCCUUCUGGACCAGUGAUAUUGGUGGUUUCGAGGGUAGUCCACCUCCAUGGAUCUACAAGCGCUGGGUGGCCUUCGGAUUGCUCAACUCACACAGUCGACUGCAUGGAUCCAACUCGUACCGUGUGCCUUGGCUCGUGGAUGACUCUUCAACAGAGCCAGAGAAUUGCACGGACGUUCUCAGACAUUGGGUACAAAUCAAACGUCAGCUGAUGCCAUACCUAUAUGCACAGUCUGUUGAGAGUGUCGCGAAUGGCUGGCCCACUAGCGUUCGUGCAGUUGCGCUUGAAUUUCCUGAUGAUCCAACAACUUGGUUUUGCGAUCGCGAAUUCAUGGUAGGAAGUCAAAUCCUGGCUGCUCCAGUCUUCGAAGAGGAUGGUACUGCUGAGUACUACCUACCACCGGGUCGAUGGUUCAGCUUCUGGGAUGGAGAUGUGGUCCAAGGUGGUAGAUGGAUCCGCGAGAAGUUUGGUUUCCUCCAGUUGCCGCUGUUUGUACGCGAAGGAAGCGUGCUAGUUCUUGGUCAAGCAGAAGGCUCCGGUGGCUUCGCCUAUGAUUGGCUGAGCUCUGGAGGCGAGGUGCGUCUGUACGGUGUCAAACAAGGUGACAAAGCUGUACUUGUGGACACCAACGGUGAUGAGAAGGCUACCUUGGAGGUUGACUCGAACGGUGAGCUGACAGGCCUGGACGCCUUGACUGGUGACUGGAAGGUCUCGAAGCUCGGUUAGGAAUGCGGAACGCUGAAUACGGGUGUGCUGCUACAAGCAGCACACGGACAACCAGACUGCGCGAUUGAAUAGGAGUAGGUAAAGUCCAGCCGCGUACCAGUUUUA